CUGGACUCAGUCAUUGAUGCUCUGGUUUGGGCCAUUUCCAAACUGGGCUUGUCCACACAGCAGCAAACUCUUCGCCUUGGCCACCUCACCAUGCUGCUCUCCCACAUUCGUCAUGUCAGCAACAAAGGCAUGGACCACUUGUCGACCAUGAAGAAGAAGAACGUGGUUCUGGUGUACAACCUUCUCCUGGAAAUGCUGGAUGCCAACACAUCCAGCAGCAGCAGUCAAACUGCUGCAUCCUCGCCGACCUCUGAGACCUACUGUAACCCCAUCCCCCCUCCAUUUUACCUGCAGGCUGUUUUAGAUCAGACCUUCACCACCAGUCCCAGCACUGAUAUUUGUAUGGUGCCUCCAGAGGAACCAGUUGAAGACCAUAUGAUGGUUAGACACAUGCAGUCUCAAGGCCUCCUGUCUUCUUCUCCAAUAGGAUCUCAAAUGAAAAGUGAGGACUACACCGCUCCUGAACACUGGUCUAUGGACGGAAGGGAUGCCAGUUCUUCAGGGGAGCCACCUGGUUACAUAAUUGCUGAUCAAGUAGUCAUGGAAACCACCUUGGAAGAUAAUUAAAAGAUCAUAAAAAGAAAA
Poecilia latipinna (sailfin molly) is the source of this 585-nucleotide messenger RNA. Its product is annotated as estrogen receptor beta-like. The annotation marks the transcript as partial. The transcript has 3 exons. The record is from RefSeq and is a predicted model, not a curated record. NCBI's taxonomy places the organism in Eukaryota, Metazoa, Chordata, Actinopteri, Cyprinodontiformes, Poeciliidae.